Molecule: messenger RNA, 803 nt
Organism: Vigna radiata var. radiata (mung bean)
Lineage: Eukaryota; Viridiplantae; Streptophyta; Magnoliopsida; Fabales; Fabaceae
Product: outer envelope pore protein 16, chloroplastic
Exons: 6
Coding region: 150-581 (143 amino acids)
Biological process (GO): protein import into chloroplast stroma
Cellular component (GO): chloroplast outer membrane
Molecular function (GO): amino acid transmembrane transporter activity
Source: RefSeq, a predicted model, not a curated record
AAAAAAGUUUGGGAUGGAAAUGAUAUUUUUGUAGGAGCCAAUGAAGUGACAGGUGGUGAAUCUGAACACUAUCUGUGUUCUUCUGGCUAUGCAUGUGAAUUGAAUGAACCCCAAAACAAAAGCAAGAAAAUCUAAGAAGAGGGUGAAAGAUGGCAUGGGUGAGGGUUUCAGGGCCUCCUAGGGUUGAAGUAGCCAUUGACAUGGGCCAUCCAUUUCUCAAUCUCACAGUUGAUGCUUUCCUCAGGAUCGGAACCAUCGCAGCCACGCGCGUAGGUGCUGAAGAUACCUAUCAUAUUAUCCAAAAGAGGAAUAUCUCGAGUCAUGAUUUUGAGAAAACGUUGAAGAAGAUGUGUAAAGAAGGUGUAUAUUGGGGAACUGUAGCUGGCCUUUAUGUUGGAACCGGAUAUGGGGUAGAGAGGAUCCGUGGCACUAGGGACUGGAAGAAUGCCAUGAUUGGGGGCGCAGUAACUGGGGCCGUGGUAUCUGCAGUCAGUAACAACAAGAAAGACAAGAUUGCAAUAGAUGCCAUUACGGGGGCAGCAAUUGCUACUGCUGCAGAGUUCAUAAAUUACCUUGAAUGAAUGAAAAUUGAUGCGUUACUAGUUUUCUUGCAUGUUUUGGAAAGGGAUAGCACAUUUAGUCUCUCUUGUCAUGUGUACCAGUUACUUCUAAGAUAUGUUAUUUAUUUACUCAGCUUUCAGUUAAACCUAUGUUUUUAUCUUAUAUUGGUCAAUUACUUGUUCCGUAUGGUAAUAGCUCAUCGUUGCAAUUUAGUAAAGCUAACCUUGAGUAUUCAGGCUGAA